Messenger RNA from Blastomyces dermatitidis ER-3, 621 nucleotides. RefSeq lists its product as uncharacterized. Bases 1 to 621 code for a protein of 206 amino acids. Lineage: Eukaryota; Fungi; Ascomycota; Eurotiomycetes; Onygenales; Ajellomycetaceae. The transcript has 2 exons. The record is from RefSeq and is a predicted model, not a curated record.
AUGAGUUCAAAAGUACACUCAGUUGAUGUGGAAAAAGAUGCUUUCUCAAAUGCUAUUCCUGAGAUUGAAAUUCUGAAGAGAAGAAAGAAAGAAGAGAUAGAGAAACAACAAGUUCUUGAAAUACAGAAACUUGAAAAAAAGAAAACAUAUGCUCAAGCAGCUGAAUCUGCUGUCUCUAAACCUGCUAUCUCUAAAUCUACUGUCUCAAAACCUGCUCAAAAUUCUGAGAAAACUGAGAAGAAUACUGCUCAUGCCUCUAUUCAUAGAAAAGUGGAAAAGAAAAUGCAAAAAGAGAAAAACUUUCAAAUCUCCAGAAAUAGAAGACUUAUUCUCAAAGUCUCAAACCAGGACAUUCUGCAAAGAAACAAGCUAAACUCAAAUCUCAUUUUCAGAAUUAGAAAUGAAAUUAACCAGCAGUUCUUUUCUCAGUUAAUGACUGAUAUUGAAGUUCAAAAACCAGUUAUAGCUUCAAUUGAACCAUCAUUCUUUGAAAACUCCAUCAUUCUGACUACAAUGCCUGAAUUCAGUGCUGAAUUCCUUAUUCAGAAUGAGAAUCUCUGGAAGUCAGCAGUAGAAUCUUUGUUAAACACAAUAAUUCUACCUGAAAGAGAUGAAAAGUGA